Molecule: messenger RNA, 204 nt
Organism: Staurois parvus
Lineage: Eukaryota; Metazoa; Chordata; Amphibia; Anura; Ranidae
Source: the annotation of a GenBank genome assembly
AUUUAUGCCCUAGGAGAGAAUCUUGGGAAAGAUCCAGAAGAAGUAAAGCUGCAAAAUGCCAGUAAACAGAUUGUAGAAACUGUUAUUCUUCAAGCAGUGCAACAAAUCUCUCAAGAAGAAAUGAAGGAAGAGAACAGACAAAACAGAAACACAGGUGAAACAUUAUCAGCAAAGAGAAGCAAUGAAGGCCAUGGCAAGAAAUGA